GAGUGGGUGGGGGAAGGUUGGUGGCUUUGCGUAGUCACGUGACCUAUAGUGACAUCAUCCAGGUGUCACGGAAGUUUGGUCUUGCAACCUGUAGAGACGAAACAAACGUCGUCGACGCAGACCGCGCCCGCGCUCUCAUUUUUAACCUGCGCGUUUGUCACCUGAACUUACGGUCAUGGAGACGUGUGCGUUGACAGAAGGAAAUACCAAGGGCUUGAUUGGGGGAGAAACGGACAAUGGCAUAUUUCUUGGCUCUGAAGCCCAAGCAGUCCUGAAAAGUCCUCUCACAACCGCCUUCCUCCCAGCCGUCUACACCUUCGUGUUUCUCGUUGGGUUUCCCACCAACGCCUUGGCUCUAUGGGUUUUCCUCUUCAGGACCAAGAAAAGGCACCCGUCAUCCAUCUACAUGGCCAACCUGGCUCUUGCUGACCUGCUUUUUGUCAUUUGGAUCCCUUUAAAAAUAGACUACCACCUCAACGGCAACAACUGGAAGUAUGGAGACGGGCUGUGCAAAGUUCUGGUGGGGUUCUUCUAUGGCAACAUGUACUGCUCCAUGGCCUUCAUCGCUUGCAUUAGUGUCCAACGUUACUGGGCUGUAGUCUACCCAAUGUCCCAGCAUCAAAGGAGCAAUUUUUUAGCAGUGUCUGUUUCUGUAGUGAUUUGGGUGCUGGUGUGGAUCAUCACCAUUCCUCUCUACCUCUACGAUCAAGAAGUAAACAUACCAAACAUGUGCAUCCGGACCUGCCAUGAUGUCACCAAGCCAAGCCAAAAGAAGACUGCGGCUGGAUACUUCUUGACAAUGGGAACGGUGGGAUAUGUCAUCCCCACAGUUGUAUGCAUCAUGUCGUACGUCUUCAUGCUCAGGGCUCUCCAGGACAGCAUGGGGGACCCUACCAUUGCCAAGAAGCGCCGCAAGGCUGUGGUCUUGAUCAUCACCGUCCUGGUCAUGUUUAUCGUCUGUUUCACCCCCAGUAACAUCAUGCUGCUGGCGCACUACAUCCUCCUGCUGGGAGAGGUUGUGAACAACGGGUAUGGGUUUUACAUCACCACCCUGUGCCUAGCGAGCCUGAACAGCUGCGUGGACCCUUUUAUUUACUACUUCAUCUCUGAGGACUUCAGGGAGCACGUGAAGAACACGUUUCUGUGCAGGAGUCAGAGGUCAGUUGAGAGGAAGAAGAUCUCCUUCAGCGCUCUGAAGUUCUCCAAGAAGAGCGGCUCGUACACCACCAGUAGUACACGAAACACACAGAGCAGCGAUUGUUGAUGGCGGUGUCGUUACUAAUCCUCUUGUGGUCUUAGCACGACGCUCUGAAGGAGCGUGAAGGACAUCAAGGUCGGGAAGCGGGAGGGGUGUAAAGACGCAGGCGGGGUCAGUGCGACCCCCAUCAGAUCGCUCACAGGGUGAAGAGUUUGCGGGGUCAACUGGGCCCUGUCCUUUAAGACUACGCGAGGGUUAAACUCAGGUUUGAGAGAAAAUAGAUCUUGAGAUGGAGUAUUUAGGAACAGGUCUAUAAUUUUCUAGAGCUUUUUUUUUUGCAUGGUCAAUAUUUCUUUUUGAAAAAAUAAUUUGUACAGUUAUUUUAUUUUUAUUUUUUUUUACAUAUUUUAUGUAUUCUGCUAUAUGCCUCAUUUUAUUGACAUUUUUGACCAGUUACCUUGAUCACAUAGAAAAUACUUAUGUUGUGGUUUUAGAUAAGUGAAUGUAGCCUUUUUGUGUGCCACAGGACUGUAAAUCAAUGUGUUAAUGACACCUAUUAAAUUAUGUAAAACUACCUUAA
Messenger RNA from Poecilia latipinna (sailfin molly), 1778 nucleotides. Its product is annotated as proteinase-activated receptor 2-like. Gene Ontology annotation, biological process: positive regulation of Rho protein signal transduction; thrombin-activated receptor signaling pathway; blood coagulation. Gene Ontology annotation, molecular function: thrombin-activated receptor activity. Lineage: Eukaryota; Metazoa; Chordata; Actinopteri; Cyprinodontiformes; Poeciliidae. The transcript has 2 exons. The record is from RefSeq and is a predicted model, not a curated record. Gene Ontology annotation, cellular component: plasma membrane. The coding region runs from base 176 to 1264 and encodes 362 amino acids.